This is a messenger RNA of Athalia rosae (coleseed sawfly), 1662 nucleotides long. RefSeq lists its product as uncharacterized. Gene Ontology annotation, biological process: DNA integration. Gene Ontology annotation, molecular function: nucleic acid binding. Bases 1 to 1662 code for a protein of 553 amino acids. The transcript is spliced from 4 exons. Lineage: Eukaryota; Metazoa; Arthropoda; Insecta; Hymenoptera; Athaliidae. The record is from RefSeq and is a predicted model, not a curated record.
AUGAACACGAAAAAUUCUGCUCUGAGGCGACACGACCACGAGCAAAUCGCACUUACACGUACCAGAGAAGGUUUGGAGCCAAAAAAUACCGUAGAAUUGACGAACUAUGGGGUCCUGAUCUCUGAACAUAUUAAUGGAACGGACAAUGUUAGCGCAGACUGUUCGUCACGAGCUCCAAGAGUUGUGGUGGAGGAGGUUGAGGAGGUCAGGAAUAAGUAUGAUUAUUCGUAUUUAAAUUUCAUAGAAUCCGAGGUGCCAACAUUAGAUAUUGAAUUAAUAAAAACAGAGAAACAAAGAGAUGUUUCUUCGUCUGAGGUAAUAGAAUAUGUCAGACAUGGUUGGCUAGGAAAAGUUAAAGCGGAUUUAGAAAUUUUUAAGAAGCGAGAGAAUGAAUUGUGUGUGGAAGAUGAUUGUUUGAUGCUAGGACUGAGAGUAGUGAUUCCAAGUGUUUUGAGGUCUAUGAUACUCAGUGAACUUCAUGUGACGCACAUGGGCAUAGUGAAAAUGAAGUCAUUGGCAAGAUCACAUGUGUGGUGGCCAGGAAUUGAUAUGGACAUUGCGAAAAUUACGAAAUCUCGUGAAUUGUGUUCGGGAAAUGCGUCGAAUCCUCCAAGGUCCCAACUGAAUGUUUGGAAAUGGCCAGAAAGACUCAACCAGCGGAUCCACGUCGAUUAUCUCCAGAUAAAAGAGGAAAUGUAUUUGGUGAUAGUCGAUUCGUUUUCCAAGUGGCUGGAUGUAAUGAAGAUGAAACACAUUACUUCAAGGAUUAUGAUCUUGGCGAUGGGAGAGUAUUUCGUAACGUGGGGUUUCCCAAAUGUUCUAGUGAGUGACAAUGGACCGAGCCUAGUAUCGGAAAAGUUUGAGUCUUUCUUGAAGCGGAAUGGUAUUUUGCAUGUGAGAACCGCGCCGUAUCACUCAGCAUCCAAUGGAGCAGCGGAGAAUGCCGUGAAGACGUUCAAGAAACAUUUCAAGUUAUUGGUAGAGGAUCACGUCAAGAAAGAAGUGGCCCUGACUCAAGUCUUGCUCAGUCUACGCAAUACACCGCAUUGUACCACGGGAUGCGAACUGGUAAGACCGAAUUUACGUAGCCGCGUAGUUCAACAGCAAGCUAGACAACAGCAUUAUGCACCAGGUGCCAGAGUACGUUCAUUUGAUGUGGGAGAAACAGUGAUGGCGAAAGUACACUUACAAAAUAAGUGGAUUAGAGCUGAAGUGAUUGCGAGACUGUCACCUGUUACUUAUGGAGUAAAGACAACAAAUGGUUUAAUGUGGAAGAAGCACGUGGAUCAGUUACGUCCCACGUUAUUACAAGGUGAAUCAGUGGACAUCGGAGAAGACCGAGGUGAUUCAAUAGAGAAGGAUCCAGUUCCUCUAGCGCGAGAAGGGUUAACUGGGAAUUCGUCGCUAUUCGACAAUUAUCCUCAUGAAGGUAGUACACCUGAUGGUAUCGCUAGUGGAUUACCUAGCUCAUAUUCCAGUGAGUUCAGUGUUAAUUCAAGUGACCCAGCAAGUGUGUCCCCAAUCCCAGAGACAGCUAACAUUUUAAUCGAGACCAAAGACUGUUUGAAAUCCCAAGUGUCAGUUCCUACCAAAGUGCCAGUGACCCCAGUUUUGCGUCGAUCAAUUCGUAAUCGAAAACUGGUGCAAAGACUAGACCUGUAG